This is a messenger RNA of Sesamum indicum (sesame), 1267 nucleotides long. RefSeq lists its product as uncharacterized. NCBI's taxonomy places the organism in Eukaryota, Viridiplantae, Streptophyta, Magnoliopsida, Lamiales, Pedaliaceae. The record is from RefSeq and is a predicted model, not a curated record.
AGAGAGAGAGGGAGGGAGGGAGGGAGGGAGAGAGAGAGUGUGAGAGAUUUGCUUGUUUUUUCAAUUGAUUAGUUAGAUUGAAAAAUGCCAAUGAAGAGUGAGCCAUCGACGCCGCCGCCGCAGAUCGGCAAGAUCGGGCCGUACACCGUGUUUGUGACUCCUCCGGCGACGCCCAGUCCCCGUACGGUACCGGAGUCGCCUAGUAAAAUCGCUCCGGUUGAGACGACGCCGGUUGAGCGUCCUCCGGUUAUGGCUCCUCCAGCUCAAUUCUAUAAGGAAAAGCCAUCUUCUUUUGGUUUCUUCUGGGGCGCCGUUGCCAAGGUUCAAAACGCACAUGCAAGUUUGGAUGAGCAUGUGGCGUAUUGGUUUGGUUUGAAUCAGUCAAAGUAUCAGUGGGCAUUAGAUGAUUACUACGAAAACAACCAGAAGAACCCAACAGAAACAAAAACACAGGUUAAAUCAAGCAAAGCAGAGAGCGUAUGAUAUCCUUACAGGCAGGGUCUCUUUCAAGGCGGAAAAGCUGCUAAAGGUAUUAUGUUCCUGAGCCUGGGAAAAACAAAGCAUAGAUUUCUGACUGUUGUGUACUGAGGAAUUUUGUUUCAUGUAUGCUUAAAGAUGCCAUUAUUAUUAUUUUGUAAAUGAGUAAUAUUUUGCUCUUAUAAACAUUUACUCUGUAACUUUCAAAUGUCAAUGCUAAACCCAAAUUGCAAAAGCAGCAGAAUACAAUUCCCUCGAGCAGGCAAGUUCAUGAACCAACACGCUUCAAGACCCUAUAUUCAAGUGUCGGAAACAAACAUUUUACAUCCUAAUCCAUGAUCCCUACAACAUUUGCAGUAGUAAACAGAUCUGCUGGAAAUUAGAAGAUGCAAAAAAGCCUUGAUAUAUCCAAGUCAAAAUCAUCUUUGAAGAUGCCUAUGUGAGUUGAUGAAAGUAAUCAAACAACACAACAUCCAUUGAGAUUCAAUUUAAUGCAUCUGUCUAUACAGGAACAGAACUAUACUCAGACGUGUACAUUGUCCCGUGUACUGUUUAUUAUUUACAAGCACAUAGGUAGGAGCUGAGAAAUAACUGAAGAGAAAUUAGUAUAAAAGACAUAAGUAGAAAGGAGCGACACUCAGCUCAAAUGAUGUAUGUAUGUACAUUAUUUUGCGUUUGCCAAACAUGUCUAGACUGGAGGUAUGUUGGAAAAGGAGAAACCUUUGUAGCCCUGGUAAGCAUAGUAGGCAAUCCGUGUGUAGUAGAACCCAGGAAUAAAUAGAACUCCGCC